Molecule: messenger RNA, 1692 nt
Organism: Cyphellophora attinorum
Lineage: Eukaryota; Fungi; Ascomycota; Eurotiomycetes; Chaetothyriales; Cyphellophoraceae
Exons: 1
Coding region: 1-1692 (563 amino acids)
Biological process (GO): regulation of DNA-templated transcription
Molecular function (GO): DNA-binding transcription factor activity
Source: RefSeq, a predicted model, not a curated record
AUGAUAGAAACACAAACCCGCACCAAAGACGCCACGACUGCGAUCAAGACCGAGAAUGGCUCUGCACCGCCAGCAAAGGUCAAGAAGCCGUAUGUCCGCAUUAUGACCGAUAAGCGAAGGGCACAGAAUCGUACAGCCCAACAAGCAUUUCGGGACCGGCAGAAGAAGCGGCUUGAGGAUCUUGAUGAACGCAUCAAUGCAACCAAGUCGAGCUUCAGUAAGGUCACCGCUGUUAUCACGCCGCCUGACGAUGAUAUGAGAUCUGGGGAAGGUGCGACUGGACUGAGUGAUUCCCCCUAUGGCGCGCCAGGCAGUGACAGACGGAAUGGCACGCCAAGGAAUGCCGACUGUGAUCAAGUCUUCCAACCGAGUGGCGACCUUCCAAUCCCGUAUGGUCUUGAGGGAAUCGUGCCCUCUGUUGCGGCGCUUGCUGCCGCUGAGUCCUCAAUUGCCACCGACCCAUUCAACACACCCGAUUCCAUGUAUGCACCCCCGAAACGAAAACCAAUCGACCGCGAAGAAGAGCGUGAUGAGCCUUACUCGUGGCCUAUGCCCUUCCGACCAGCCUCUGACCCCUACAAUCCACCACCUCCCGAGACUGACACCAUUCUGGCACUCCCCAAAGCCUAUGAGCCCUACCUUUCCGGUGCCCUCUCCACCACAACCCGCGAACACGCCUAUAAGUAUCAACGCCGGGCUAUCGCCUCCACCUCGUCUCCGGCGUCCAGACUCCAGCAAGCCGCAUACAUCACAUCAACCUGGCCCCUAAACAACAUCCUCCCCAGCACCUCCCCAUCCCCGCAAUCUGCGAUCCAAGCCUCCCUCGCCAUCGCAGCCAUGCUCAAAAUCUCCCGCACCGCCUACCUGACCGACGCUCCCAGCAGUCUACCUACCUGCUUUCUGAACUUCAUGGGUCCCGUGCCCCUGGAUCCUUUGUUUUCCGUUACCACCUCGUUCAACGACAUCCCCACCGCAGCCCAAAGCACGACUCGGCCUGUGGCUACCUCCUACGCGCCACCAAACAGGUUCUACAGUCCCGCGCUGAACUCCACGCCAGCGAAAGCAGCAAGCGCAGAACGAGCAAUGCUAGCACACUACAAAGCCGACCCGCUGAUCAGCGCGAAAUUCGACGCGCACGCGACGACCGUCCCCGUAGCGCUGCGACCACGACCAGUGCAGUACCUCCGCGCACACCCGAGCUAUCUCGACUGCAUCAUCUGGCCUGCCUUCCGCGAACGAGCCGUCGAAGCGAGUGUCAAGGGAACGCUCGACCACGUGGAGUUCUUCCUCGAUCUGAUGCACGGCGGCGUGGUGUGCUGGGGUGGGCAGGCAGGAGGACAGGGGUGGAGGGAGGAAGUGCCGUGGAAUACAAGGAGUUGGGAGGCGAAGGGGUGGUUUUUGAGGAAGUGGCGUGGUUGGCCGGGAGUGAGGAGGAGGAGGCAUGUAGUGCUUGGCUCGAAGGUGGCGAGGAGGGUGUAUGGAGGAGUUCAAGGUAUUGGUGGGGAAGGAGGCUCGGUGAUUUUCAGGAUGACGGGCUGGUGGGCGUUGGUAUGGGAGGUGAUGGUGGGCAAGAGCAAACGGAAGAGUAUAGUGCGGAAGCGAGACAAUGGGCCGAGUCGCAAGUGCAGGGUACUGAAGGAUCAUGGGGACAUGAUGAUCUGGAGAGGCAGAGUAAAGAGUGGCUGCCGAUGA